Messenger RNA from Centropristis striata (black sea bass), 1407 nucleotides. It is a transcript of the gene tmx2a, whose product is annotated as thioredoxin-related transmembrane protein 2a. Gene Ontology annotation, cellular component: membrane-bounded organelle. Gene Ontology annotation, biological process: brain development. Gene Ontology annotation, molecular function: disulfide oxidoreductase activity. The transcript is spliced from 8 exons. The record is from RefSeq and is a predicted model, not a curated record. NCBI's taxonomy places the organism in Eukaryota, Metazoa, Chordata, Actinopteri, Perciformes, Serranidae. Bases 64 to 981 code for a protein of 305 amino acids.
CUCCUUCAGCUGUCAUUCCUCCUCAAGUCCUUUCGAGGUUGACUGUCGUGUCUGCCGGCCAGCAUGGGUCUAAUCACUGGAGUCUGUACUUUCUUGUACCACCUUCCUCAGAUUUACAAAUGGCUGCUGAAACCGUAUUAUAUCACGUCGACUCUCAUGACCGUUGCCUUCCUGCUGGUGCGAAAGGCUCCCGGUCUGUGCGAGCACCUGGCGACCCAGCGGGAGGACGGCAACUCCUGCGACUUUGACUGGAGAGAGCUGGAGAUUCUCAUGUUUCUCAGUGCAAUAGUGAUGAUGAAGAACAGGAGAGCGAUCACGCUGGAGCAGCACAUAGGCAACUUGUUCCUGUUCAGUAAAGUGGCAAACGUCAUCCUCUUCUUCAGGCUGGACAUCCGGCUCGGCAUCCUUUACCUCGCUCUGUGUGUCGCGGUCGUCAUGACCUGUAAGCCUCCCGUCUACAUGGGCCCCGAGUACAUCAAGUACUUCAGUGACAAGACCAUAGAUGAGGAGCUGCAGAGAGACACUCGCAUCACCUGGAUUGUUGAAUUCUAUGCCAACUGGUCGUCUGAAUGCCAGUCUUUUGCUCCUGUCUUUGCCGACCUUUCACUCAAGUACAACUGUGCUGGACUCCGGUUUGGGAAGGUCGACAUCGGACGCUAUGGAGAGGUUUCAGAGAAGUACAAGGUUAGUACUUCUCCGCUGGCCAAGCAGCUGCCCACACUGAUGCUUUUCCAAGGUGGGCGGGAACUUAUGAGACGUCCAAUGGUGGACAAUAAAGGCAGAGCUGUGUCUUGGACCUUCAGUGAUGAGAACAUUAUCCGGGAGUUCAACCUCAAUGAGCUUUUCCAAAAAUCCAAGAAGCUGAAGAAAAGUCUUGGUUUCAUAGAGCAAAACGACAAUCAGCCAGAGGAGGGCAGCGACGAGCUCCAACCUGAAACAGACGACCUGGAAGAGCCCACAGAGAGCAAGAAAGACCAGUGAGGAGGAGGAUGAUUCAGAGAGGGUCUGCAUGAAGUCUUUCCUUUGCUUCUGACAUUGCCAUGCCUUACAUUACUGCAAAAGUCCAGAAUUCAAGGAAGAAAGAAGGAAGCAAGGGUUGAACUACUACUUGAUGUCAUGUCUACACAAGUCUUUACAGAUUAAUACCAAAAAAAAGUGACUGGGUAUGAUGCAGUGUGGGUUGAAUAGCUAUGCAAAAGAUAUGCAAUGAUUUUUGGGACAUUUUAUUACAUUUAUUAAGUUAUGUGAGAACAAAUGCCUUUUUUGUAAUUGUUUUUUGGCUACCAUGAUCACUGCAUGUAUGUUUUUGCUGCUUGUAUUUUGCAACUAAUGUGUGAUGUCUCCUGUUUCAAAAAAGCCAAAGUUGAAAACAUAAAUAAAAGAUCGUGUGCACAGUAAAGAGUCACA